AUGGACUACAACCUAACUAUUAAAUCUCCAGAAAAAUCUGUAAUUCUGCAAUUCCAUGAGAACUACUUCUCUACAACUGUCCAAGGAACCAUCUUCCCAGCUCCAAAUUUCAAUCCUGUGAUGGAUGCCCAAAUGCUGGGAGGAGCACUCCAAGGAUUUGACUGCAACAAGGACAUGCUGAUCGACAUCCUAACGCAACGCAGCAAUGCACAGCGGCAGAUGAUAGCUGGGGCCUACCAGAGCAUGUAUGGCAGGGACCUGAUUACAGAUCUGAAGGAGCAACUUUCAUCCCACUUCAAAGAAGUGAUGGUGGGCCUGAUGUACCCGCCACCAUCUUACGACGCUCAUGAACUCUGGCAUGCCAUGAAGGGUGCAGGCACUGAUGAGAAUUGCCUCAUUGAAAUAUUAGCUUCAAGAACAAGUGGGGAGAUUUUCCAGAUGCGAGAAGCCUACUGCUUACAAUACAGCAAUAACCUUCAAGAGGACAUUUAUUCAGAGACUUCGGGACACUUCAGAGAUACUCUCAUGAACUUGGUUCAGGGAACCAGGGAGGAAGGAUACGCAGAUCCUGCGAUGGCUGCUCAGGAUGCUGUGGUCCUGUGGGAAGCCUGCCAGCAGAAGACUGGGGAACAUAAAACCAUGCUACAGAUGAUCUUAUGCAACAAGAGCUACCCACAGCUCUGGCUGGUUUUCCAGGAAUUUCAAAAUAUUUCUGGCCAAGACCUGGUGAAUGCCCUCAAUGACUGUUACGAUGGCUACUUCCAGGAGCUGCUGGUUGCAAUUGUUCACUGUGUCCAGGACAAAGCAACCUAUUUCGCUUAUAAAUUAUACAGGGCAAUCCAUGACUUUGGCUUCCAUAAUAAAACUGUCAUCAGGAUUCUGAUUGCCAGAAGUGAGAUAGACCUAAUGACCAUAAGGAAACGCUACAAAGAGAGAUUUGGGAAAUCCCUGUUUCAUGAUAUCAAAAAUUUUGCUUCAGGGCACUAUGAGAAAGCACUGCUUGCCAUCUGUGCUGGUGAUGUGGAAGACUACUAA
Molecule: messenger RNA, 1035 nt
Organism: Peromyscus californicus insignis
Lineage: Eukaryota; Metazoa; Chordata; Mammalia; Rodentia; Cricetidae
Gene: Anxa10
Product: annexin A10
Exons: 13
Coding region: 1-1035 (344 amino acids)
Cellular component (GO): cytoplasm
Molecular function (GO): calcium ion binding; calcium-dependent phospholipid binding
Source: RefSeq, a predicted model, not a curated record